Messenger RNA from Coregonus sp. 'balchen', 9228 nucleotides. Lineage: Eukaryota; Metazoa; Chordata; Actinopteri; Salmoniformes; Salmonidae. The record is from the annotation of a GenBank genome assembly.
AUGAAGCUGGAGACAGCCCCAGAUAUGAGUGAGUGGCGAGAGGACGACUUUGCCCUCAACUGCACCUACAUCGUCCCUGACCAGACGUCAGACCCCAGCUUUGGCGUGCCCAAAGCCAUGACGUCCAUACCCCGCAACCUCACCUUUGAGUACAACACAGAGAAUGAGGUAGGAACUUAACUACAUACAAAUCACAUUAAGUAGCAUUUCUGUGAAUGUGCCAGAUUUAGAAAGCAGGAGGGAAUACAGUACAUGUUCACAGCCAAGUUACAUGUUUGUGCAUUGAAAUGUGCUGUGAUACACAAUCAUUUAGGUUGGACUUUUACUUGCACCUAACACAACCCUUGACUUCUGGCUGUCUCAGAUGAAUUUAGACUUCAUUAAUUAAUUCAGACUGAUAGAGUAUGCAAGACAUUCAUUAUUCUCUACAAACUACAAACAAUGCUCAUACUCUAUCAGUCUGAAUUAAUUAAUUCAGUCUAAAUUCAUCUGAGACAGCCAGAAGUCAAGGGUUGUGUUAGGUGCAAGCAAAAGUUGCUCCAUUCCAUUCCUAUGUCUGGUCCGUUUAGUGUGUCACAAUGGCCACCUCGUGGGAUCUCAGGUAAAAGGCCUAAACCUCUUUACUGUUACAAUGUCUCUAGGUCAGUGUGACAGUCAUGUCUCUGGGUCCACACACACACACACACACACACACAGGCUCGUACACAAAAUCCCAAGGCUAUGUGUGUCAGGAAAUCCGCUUAAUGGCUUGGCUUUAUAACUCUAUGACUCACCUGAGAAGGUAUCUGCCAGAGCAAGAGGUUUGAGACUGAGGGUCUCCUAAAAUGGACACCAUACUAUAAGUUUUCUGCAGAAUUUGCUCUAAUGAAAAUUGACCUUGAAAUUGUGGUUGAAAAGCCACCUCUUUCUUUUUGAAAAACAAAGGCCACCGUUCUCUCUAGCACACUUCUCACUUUGUCAUUCUUCACUUUUCCUGUGGUUGAUUAAGCAUUCUCUUGGUUCCUCUUUUUCUCAGUCUUUUCAUCCGAGCGACGCUUGUUUAGCUGUGAGCAUCUCUUCUCUUCCUCUCUCUGCUGCCUUUUCAGCCUAGGCCUGCGAGGUGUGAAAACUGUGGUUAUGAACUCAUGUUGAGGCUUUAUAUGACUGUUAGUCGCCUUCCACCCUCACAAAUUCAAAAAUCAGCCAAACCAGAUGCAGCAUGUUUCAUACACAGUGCAAGACUUCCCUUUUACACCAAGGGGUUGUGAGAAAUCUGUUCCUGUUUCAGAGGCAAAGUGACCCUCAACUCUCCUGUGUCCUUGCAAGCAAGACAGAUACAGUACUUGCACUUGCAAGCACAACUUUUCUUAUAUUAGUGUCUCACUGAAACAUACAUGUAAAGUACAACAUUUCAAACACGUUACAGUCAUUAACAUAUCCUUUGUCUUUUGGUAAGGUUGUCUUUGUUCCUCAGAGUAGCUUCCCUUUCUGAUAAUGGCAUCAUGGCAAUUUCUCCCCGGAUUAGUUGGAAUUUGCUUGGGCAAACCAUAUACCCUGUGGCGUUUUUAUGUCUUGUAUGUGUGUGUGUGUGUGUGUGUGUGUGUGUGUGUUUCCCAGCAAAGGUCACAGUGCCAGAGGGUGUGUGAGUCAGCAGGAAACAGACACAUAACAAUUUAAAUAAAAAUAAAACCUAUGCACUACCUAAUAGUCCUUGCCAGACAUUGGUUGUUACCAGUCAUUGUUUACAUUUACAUUUUAGUCAUUUAGCAGACGCUCUUAUCCAGAGCGACUUACAGUUAGUGAGUGCAUACAUUAAAAAAAAUGUUUUUGUCAUGCUGAUUGACGAUAAUGGAAAAGUACUACUUUGUUAGUAAGUUGUUAUUGAGCAACAGAAAGAGAAAUUCACAUUCAUUUUCAUAUGACCAUUUUAUUGUUGUCCUUUUUUUAGUUAUAAUGUACCUGUCUUAGGAGAAUAUAAAGUAAGCUGAUUUGAAUUGGUUGUACCAUUCUUUCGUAACCCUGAAGCGUGCCGGGGGUGCGAGGGCACACGUGGCAGAUGGGGCGUGGGGUGUUCCAAGAGAGGAGGGCUGAGCAGGAGGAGGGGGGUAAGUAGGUUAAGCUCCAACGAUUAACUUUCGUUUGGGGUGCAGGGCAGGCAUCGUCACGGGUCGCAUUUCUUCGCUGCGAGAGGACCUAUUCUGAGCAGGGACAGUUCCUCGUCUUCUUAUUAACCUGGCUGAGCGGUCGUUAAGCAUCAGCCCUGUUGCAGCUCAUUCAUUAGUCACGCUACACCGGGACCACACAAUGUCCCUGUCACACCCGCUCUCGUCUCUCCCUCCGUCACCCCUUGGCCAGGACGCAACAGAUCUUCUCCUUCCCCUCCCUCCCUCUCUCCCUUCAUCCCCCCUUCCUUCCUUCACUCUCUUCUCCUUGUCUGCCCUCUAUUACCCAUUUAUCACAAAACAUUGUCCAAAACUAAACGUUUUGUAACUGAAAGAUCAUCUGAGAAGUAUUACUGGUUCUCUCAUUGUGUUUACAUGUAAGGGCCAAGUAGGUAGACUUUGGAGCACAAGGAAGUAACUCUUGGCUAAAAAAAGUCCAUGUCCUCAUUAUAAAUUCAAUUUCGAGGGACGGGUUGCCCUGUAUCUCCUUCUUGGAAAAGGGGGGUUCAAGACAAAACCCCUUAAGACCCCCACGCUAUGGGUGCGUCCCACAGAUGCUCACUGCCAAGCGGGGGUGUCCCCAAACUUGAUUUGGAGACGACUUGUGCCUUAUUAAAACUUCCAUUACAUCCUAAAGAUUUGUGAGUCAUGCUGCCGUCAGGCCUCAGGGCAGUGAGUUUUACGAUAUUUCCUUGUUCCAGUUCUCGAGUUAACUGUGGAUGCAUUUUUUUCUUAACUUCAUGGGUGUAACUUUAGUCUGGUAAACUCUGACUCAGAGUGUAGACAUUGAACAUGUACCGAAGAGACAGGGAGACUGGUGAUGGUCAUUCUCGCUGUUGUACUCCACCUCGCCAGCAUGAUAAGUAGCAUGGAUUAGUGAUUGAUGAUGUAUUGUCUUGUGUUCUAGGUGACAGGCGUUUUCAGCAAAGAGUACAUUCCCCAAGGAACUCGUUUCGGGCCCCUGCAGGGUGACAUCUACACCAAAGACAACGUCCCCAAACAGGCCAACAGGAAAUACUUCUGGAGGGUGAGUUGGCAGAAUAACCGUUCAAGUUCACACACACACAGUUUGUUUAAUCAUGGCCCAAUUGUCCUCCUCAUUAAAGUUCAUAGUUAUUCCUAUCUUAUCCUAACAGGAUUCUGGCAGCAACAAAUCAGAGUUGUCAUACUCAAAGGAAACAGGAUUAACAAAAAUGCUUGCCAGAAUCAGUCAGCUGGAGUUGUAUAUCAAGACAUACUGUAAACACAGUCAUGAAACCACAUGAAUAAAAUGAUACUGUGGGUUUUAGGGGGGAAAUCUCAAUGCCUUAUCGAACAAGCUAUGGGAACUGUUUCUCGAAAGAGACCGGAAAAGAGAUUUGACAAAAAAACGUGUCCUAGUUUUCUUCUCCUAAUUAUUCUUAGACGAAGAAGCAAAAGUGGUUAAACAGUUUCACACCAAGUCAGUCAGUUCCCAUCUAAAACGAAACCAAAAUGCAUCGCACAGAAGCCCAGAGGUAUUCAGGGCUUUUGAACAGAUUUUUGGGGAAGUUGUGGAUCUUUACACGUACGCAACUAUAGCAUCCUUCACAGUAACACUAACCGCUUUCCCAGAGCUCAAUUCCUAUUCAACAAGUUUGACAUAUAGGAAGUGAUUGUUAGUGUCCGGCUCUCUCUCUCUCAUACACACUUUCUUCUCAUUCCCACACACCCUCGUCCUCUCUGUCUCCCGGCAGUGACUUGUGUCAUUCAGGAGUUUUCUCUGAGUCGUUUCCCCUUUGGUGCUUUCUGUCCUACGUUUUCACCUUUCUUCUGGCAUUUCCUCCUGUAAGCCAGACCCUUCCCGUCCUACUACUGCAAUAGUGAAAGUCUGACUUGCCUUGACAGUAUGUCAACAUUCUCACAGGCAGGUGUAGACGUGUGUGUCUGUGUGUGCCUGUGAGCACAUGCCACCAUCUACAGUACAGUAUGUGUGUGCUUGUGUGUCUGCCAACACAACCCCUCUUACAUUUCCUCAGGAGGUGCCAGUAAAAACAAUUACAGUGCACUCAAUAUUUAAUAAAUGAUUGAGAACUUGACAAGUGAGGAAAUGUAAUGGAAAUGCGGAGGGUUGUCAGCAUUGUGAUGUACUGUAUCUCCUGGUGGGAAGCAGCCAUUCAGUUCUGGGCAUAUUGAGAGAAACCCCCAACCAGAGUGAGAGAGAAAAGAAUAAACAAGCUCUUAGCCCCACCCCCUCUCAGUCAGUAUAACGUAGCAGCUGAUAAAAGCAGUGACGGUGCUGAUUUCACACCAGACAGUGACAGUAGCUCAGAAACACAGCACAAGUGGAACAAUAACCAUCUCAUUAGAAGAGGAUAUAGGAGACUAGUCUGUACAUGGCAGAGGUGAACUAUGCUUUCUAUAUAUAUAUCUAUAUACUUUGAUAACUGGCUGUCAGCUCAGCAACUCAACAACUACUAUGAAUAUUUCAGUCAUGAGUGAAUGUAACAAUACAAAGUUGUGUACUAACUCAUCUACUAAUGUGGUGUGUCUGAUGUGACACUACGUUUAAACACAAAUGUGUUUGUGCGUGUGUGUUCUAUUCUAUUAUUUUAUUGUAUUGUUAUAUUAUAUUCUAAUCACACUCUCCUCUUUUCCCUCUCAGAUCUAUAACAGGGGGCAGCUACACCACUUCAUCGACGGCUAUGACGUGCAGCGCAGCAACUGGAUGCGCUACGUCAACCCAGCACACUCGCUGUCCGAACAGAACCUGGUGGCGUGUCAGAAUGGACGUGACGUCUACUUCUACACCAUCCGGCCUGUGGAGGCCAAUCAGGAGCUGCUGGUGUGGUACAGCCAAGAGUUCGCCCAGAGACUGUGCAGCCAACCGGUAGACGAGCUCAAACAAAGUGAGUACCAUCUUUGCCCUCCUCUCAUCUGUUGACUCUCCUCAACUCCUCUUCUUAUUUCUUCCUCCUCUACCCUCAUCUUCCCCACCCUCUCCUCUUAUCUCCCCUCAUCUUCCCCACCCUCUCCUCUUAUCUCCCCUCAUCUUCCCCACCCUCUCCUCUUAUCUCCCCUCAUCUUCCCCACCCUCUCCUCUUAUCUCCCCUCAUCUUCCCCACCCUCUCCUCUUAUCUCCCCUCAUCUUUCUCUGUAUGCUCUCAUUUCAUUGCUUCUUCCAUCUACUCUCUAACUCUCUCUCUUUUCUGUGGCUCUACAAUACAGCACUAUUCUAUGUUAUGACACUUGAACUCAAUGAGAAACUGUUAGUGGGUGAGAGGACAAUGUAGUAAAAGACAGUCAGGUGCGAUGAACACAGACAGUUUUCUUUUCAUACCUAGAUCAGAUAAAAAUGGUAUUUAAAUCUGUCUGCUCGAUAAGAUGACACAAAAGUGAGCCAUUUUUGUCUGAUCACAGACUUUCAGGAUUAUUGUCUUCAAAGCAAACAAGAAGUAUCUUUCUCAUCUUGAAAAGAUCUCAGUGUUUAUCAGAUGGUAGACAAUGAGACUGAGUGUGACGGAAACGGUUACCUGUCUUAUUGAAUUUCUGGAGUGGGUGGCAUUGUUAUGGAAUACAUCCUGAGCCAUGGUUGGGUCAGCGAAACACAGAUUUACUGACAAAACACAAUAUACGGCUGCACCUGCCUUAAUGUAGAAGACAGCUCACCCACACACACUCACCCUUUUUUACACAACACAGGGAAAAUCUCAAAAGAAGUAGGAAAGUUUUCUUAACAAUGCCUGGUAUGGCAAGGUGUCCAUGCAUUACAUGACAAAUAGUUUUGUUGCCAGAAAAUCUGUAAGGAGACAUGCCCUCUUACACUAUAAUUACAUUGCACAGUCAUUCAACCUGUUGACUAAUGUUGACUAGGCUACAAUGACAUCAGCAUUUACACAGUCCUUUUUACUAUGUACUCCACACACUUGGCAAUCCCUGAUAAAGACUAUAGUAAAUAGGCUAGGCCUAAGAUUAAACAUAAAAAUAUAGGAUAAAAGUAGCCUAAAUUGAAUUAGUCUAUCCAAACACAUUUGGUUUAAAAUUACCAAUUUCUAGGCCUAAUAGAUGUCUUACAAUUCUUUCACUGAACAGGUUGCCACUGAACAGGUGAAAAUGGAAAGUUCAUGCCUAAACGUUGUAUUGUCACUCUAAUGCAUGGUUUAAUGCACUAUUGUAGCCUACAGUGGUUUGACUUUCCAUUUAAUCCUGGUUGUAAGGCAAUUCCUGUUAAACAAUAAGUAAUGCGCCAGUUAAGGUACACAGCUAUUCACAUAAAUCAGCAACCGGUUUUCUAUGACCACGAGCCAGUAAACAACUUUUUUUCUUUGCCCCGUGCCUAUGGUGUGUGCCUCACGUUCCAUGCACACAGGCAAUACCUGUUUUUUACCACAAGGUUUCCAAUUCGUUUUAGUAGAACUUCAAACAAGCCAACUAAAUGGCAGUGAUCUGCAGCCGCAUUUCCAAAUGUCUUUCUUCCUGAAGUUCUGAGAAAAAUACGCUUGUAGGGUAAUUCACACCUUGCGACAGAAACGUCCCAAAAAUGAAAGCUCUUUGUUUUACUAUCAAUCUUACAUGACACAUACCCACAUACACCCACACAUUAAACACACACACGCUUCUCAAAAUGAAAACAUUACUAUCAUAGUGCCAGACAGAAACCAUGGUAUCUUUGAAGUGUCAUCUAUAAACUGAAAACAUCAUCAUCGUUUACCAUAAGAAGAAGUGCCAGGGAGGAUGUGAGUGUAGUGUGUCAUUAGUCACUUCUCACCUCAUUAAGACUGUGAACUUUUGCAUUUGUCAAUCAGUACUCUCCUAUGAUAGAGUGAUAAGUAAAUAAUGUCUCAGUAGGUCUACACAAAGGAAGGACUGAAGUUGUAUUAUUGUGUGGAUUGGAUAGGUUGACAAUUGUUUUUGCAGCGUAUUUCAUACAUACUCAAACACAACCCACUGUAUUUGGCUUGUACCACUAUGUCUGACCUUGUGUUUUUUCUUCUUCCAUAGAACACAUAUGCGGAGAUGUCAGAGAAUCUGAGUUCACCAAACAACACCUACCUCAGCAGACCUGGCUCCUGGAAAAGAAGGACAAUAUGAAGGAUGAGAGAGAGGAUGAAGGAGAGGAAAGAAUCGACGUGGAGGUGCUGGAGAGAGACACUCCACCCGACACGCCAGACGACCAAAUCAUGGACUUCAGCCAGAAGAUGGAGAAGGAGGAGGUGACCCAGGACCACCAGGGAGCCAUACCCUCUCCUCAACCUGACCAGAGAGAGCCCAACCUGGCAUCUCACGUCUACGGUUUCCCUGAGCACCACCCUACUGCCCACUCCCCACACCGCGACCUUCCCCUCCACCUCCACGGGCUCUACAGCCACAGAGAGGGCCUAGUGUCCUCCUACCCCCUCUACCACCCCUCCAGACCCCUUCAAUCCCCCUACCAGCUUCUCCCCACAUACAGCAGCCCCCACUACCCCCAACCCCUCCUUCCCCAGUACUCCCCACCCUUCCCUGGGAUGCUCCCCUCCAGAGGCCCCCUGCAGUACAGCAGCUACCUGGGUAGCGAUGGACUUUCAUACCCCUCCAUGACCCACCAGCCUGGUCUGCUCCCAGUGCCUCUGCCCUACCUCGGAGCUACUCAGGGAGGGCUGAAGGAGAGGACCCCAAAUAUGUCACCUCCUCGUGGGGCCCCAGCCACCCCAGAGCUCUCCCCCCUGCCCAAGCAGGAGCACCAAACGCCCCCACAGUCACCCUCUGGCUGUGAGGAAGCCAUGAACCUCAGCCUGGCCAUGCCAAAGAGCAGCCCCUCACCACCCCCUGCCCCUGGGCACAAAUCCCUUCCCUACCCCCUGAAGAAACAGAAUGGCAAGAUCAAAUACGAGUGCAACGUCUGCCUCAAGACUUUCGGACAGCUGUCCAACCUCAAGGUGAGGAUUUCAUAGACAUAGGUCGUCCUUUUGAUUUCUUUGGUGGCCCAAUCUAAUCCUGUCUGUUAUUGUGGGUUCCUAUCUAAUCUAGGCAUUUUUCUUUUAGGUGCAUCUGAGAGUUCACAGUGGAGAGAGGCCUUACCAAUGUCACCUCUGUAAGAAGACCUUCACCCAGCUAGCCCACCUGCAGAAGCACAACCUGGUCCACACAGGAGAGAAACCACACAAGUGCACGGUUUGUUUGUGUUUUGAUCCGCUUUCUCCAGUCUACUUGACCUCUAGGACACACACACAAGACACACACACACACACACACACACACAAGACACACACAAACACACCCCUGCCCUGCCCCUGUGACGUAAGGAAUCCCUGGGCUUUUGUUGAACACUAUACUGUAACUAUGUGGGUGUGAUCAUGGCGUCAGUCCUAUGUUUAUUUUCAUGGUAGGGUUCUCCCACUAAAAAUAACCAGUCUAGGGUCAUACCCUGCUGGCACACAACCAGAGAAGGCCCUGUCUGGCUGGCAGACAAUAUAGAAACCCCGGAGCCUGGUCUCACCCAGUUGUUCUAAUGAUAUCACUAUCACAACAUCAUCCUAACCUGAACUCUCCUAUCUAUCUGUUCCUAUUCAUAUAGGUGUGUCACAAGCGCUUCAGCAGCACCAGCAACCUCAAGACCCACCUACGGCUCCACUCGGGUGAGAAGCCCUACGAGUGCAAGCUGUGCAGCACCAAGUUCACCCAGUACAUCCACCUCAAGCUGCACCGACGCCUGCAUAGCACCCGCGACCGCCCCUACCACUGCCCGCUCUGCGCCCACACCUUCCUCCACCGCUUCUCGCUGCGCGUCCACCAACGCAGCUGUUGCCCCGCCUCCGCCCGUGCCCACGCUAACCCCCAUGCCCACGCCCACAUCUGCGAGCUGGUCGAGCGCUUUGACACCAGCCCCGAGGCGGACACGCUGCCUGAAGGGGCAGGGCCGGCCCAGGUGGAAGCUGCAGUGGAGCACUGGGUGGCCCGGAGCUUGGAAGGGCGAGAGGGCAAGGAGGACCAGAGUGAAGCCACCCUGCUGCUCAAGGCCCUCACGGCGGCUAUUAACACCCCAGCUCCUCCCACCACCUCAUCUCAAAGCCCUACUUCAGCCUAUCAGGAGAGGGCUAGCGUGGUACACCUCUACAACCGGCCAAUGUUGAAGAUGCAAGGGCAGUAG